This is a messenger RNA of Archocentrus centrarchus (flier cichlid), 3197 nucleotides long. It is a transcript of the gene rhbdl1, whose product is annotated as rhomboid, veinlet-like 1 (Drosophila). The coding region runs from base 508 to 1626 and encodes 372 amino acids. Gene Ontology annotation, molecular function: serine-type endopeptidase activity. Gene Ontology annotation, cellular component: membrane. The transcript is spliced from 8 exons. The record is from RefSeq and is a predicted model, not a curated record. NCBI's taxonomy places the organism in Eukaryota, Metazoa, Chordata, Actinopteri, Cichliformes, Cichlidae.
AGAGGCCGCCUCCCUCCUCUGCCUCAUUGGUAUGCAGGCGGUGCAGUGUGUGUAUGAGGAGAGAGAUGGGAGAGAGAGAGGGAAGUAGCAGUCAGUGCAAUGGGAUAGAGGAGAGCAAGAAGGAGGAGGAGAGUGAAUGAGAGCUGCUGGAUUUGCCUUGCCUGCGUGCCUGCCUGCCCGCCGUCUGCUGAAGCUGGGUUUACCACCGCGCCACGCUGUACUGACACAGAGCAGAGUCACGGCCCGUUUGCACCACCAACGUGCACUCAGCACCGGUUAUCACCCCGGCGACGCCACAAGAGAGAAAAACCAGGGACCAUUAACAGCGGGAGGGGGGGGGGACACGGCAGUAACAAAACGGCCUGACGCUACUAUUUAGGCACCAGCGGCUACCUAACCGUAUCCCCCUCCACCUUCUCCCAUCCUUACCAACCAGACCACCAUUCCUCUCUUGCUCCUCCCUAUGCCCUUGUCCUCGGCAGUUCCUCUCACCUCCCUGGCCAGUAUAUGGAUAGAAGCUCCCUGUUUCAGCUCAUACAAGAGCAGCUGGACCCAGAGAACACCGGUUUCAUUGCAGUGGAGAACUUUACCAGUUUGGUGGAGCACCAUGAGCUGCAGCUGGACCCAUCCAAGCUGGACAUGUUGUUAGCCCUCGUCCAGAGCAAUGAAGAAGGACAGGUGUGCUACCAGGAGCUCAUCGAGCUGAUGAGCAGCAAACGCUCCAGCAGUUUCCGACGAGCCAUCGCCAAUGGCCGCCGCACACUGCAGAGAGAGAUCCUUCUGGAUGAGACGGGGUUGGGUCUUUAUAAACGUUUUGUCCGUUAUGUGGCCUACGAGAUCCUGCCCUGCGAGACGGACCGGCGCUGGUAUUUCCACCAAAACCGCCUGUGUCCCCCGCCCGUCUUCAUCGCCAUUGUCACCAUCGUCCAGAUUAUUGUCUUCAUGUGCUACGGCAUCAUGCUAAACAAGUGGGUCCUGCAGACCUAUCAGCCUGACUUCAUGAAGAGCCCCCUGGUCUACCACCCCAGUCACCGUGCACAAGUGUGGCGUUUCUUCAGCUACAUGUUCAUGCACGUCGGUUUGGAGCAGCUGGGAUUCAACGCUUUACUGCAGCUGAUGAUCGGCGUUCCUUUAGAGAUGGUCCAUGGCAUCUUACGAAUAAGUCUGCUUUACAUGGCAGGGGUGCUGGCCGGCUCGCUGACGGUGUCCAUCACCGACAUGCGUGCUCCCGUGGUGGGGGGCUCCGGGGGGGUCUACGCUCUGUGCUCGGCGCAUCUGGCCAAUGUCGUCAUGAACUGGGCCGGGAUGCGCUGUCCAUACAAGCUGCUCCGCAUGAUCCUGGCGCUCGUUUGCAUGAGUUCAGAGGUGGGUCGUGCAGUCUGGCUCCGUUUCUCACCGCCAUUGCCCUCCUCCGGACCACAACCCAGCUUCAUGGCACACCUGUCGGGGGCCGUGGUGGGUAUCAGCAUGGGGCUACUGAUCCUGCGCAGCUACGAGGAGAGUCUGCAGAAGCAGUGCUCCUGGUGGGUCAUCGUCUUCUCCUUCAUCACCUUCCUCCUCUUCGCCAUCUUUUGGAACAUCUUUGCGUAUGAGCUCCUGGGGGUACAGAUACCACCUCCCCCCUGAUGAUGGCCCCCUCCCACAGUCAUAUAAACACUGACUUCAGAGGUUCCCCUUUGACCAUAGUUAACUUUGCAUUUCCUCUCAAGUUCGACCCAAAUGAAAUCGGUUAAACUAAAAAUUGACCAAGAAUCCUUUUUACAGAUACUUUGCAAAUCAAAGAAAUAUGUCUCUUUUAUUAAAGAGGGAUUACAGUAGCAAGAAGUACAGGUGAAAGUUCCUCAGAUCCAUUUUGAGGAGCCUAAUUUCUUUUUUUAUAUAAAUAUAUACGUUAAAGCUCAUCUACAUUACCAGCACUAACCUUUCAAGGAGCAUUUAACCAUUAUGCUCUUUUACUAUCAGAGGCUUUUUUUGAAAAGCGUUUUCGUCACUUAUUUCUUUGAGUGCAUCUUUCAUUCAUGUAAAAACCAAAUUAGAAGAAUCUGAGCUCGUGACAUAUGUGCCUGGGGUGGAAAGGAAGAUGACCUAAAAAAGGAUGAGAGGUGAGAGAUCAAGAUCAGCUGCAACGAUGGCACUUUAAGCCAAUAGGGUGUCGGUGUUUUGUUUUGUUUUUUUUCUCUUAAAGCCACCUGAAUCUGUGCCACAAAUCAGACCGACCUGAGAAGAUUUUAGGAGAAAUUUUAGGAAAUGCUUGCUUAUUUUUGUCAAGGCAGCAAUAAAAACAACACAAAAGCAGUUCAAUACAAGCGUUGAGGUGACGGUUUUGGUUUAAUUUUUAACUGAGAAAUUUCACAACUAGCAGAACUUUUCCUUCAAUUUGAGCUGCUGUGUAGGCUCUCCGGGGCAUACAAAGACACCAGUUAAGUGAUAAAAGAAAUUAGUUAUAGCAAGAAGGAAGGAAGGAAGGAAGGAAGGAAGAGGUUUUAGAUUCAUGAUUCAUGUGGAUCUUUUAACUUCUGUCGUUUUUAAGGUUAGAAACAUUUCUGUCGUUUCCACUUCAUGGAGUCCCAAAACAUAUGAGGACAUCACUAUUUCUGUAUCAUUUCCUUGAUAACGUACCUACACUGUGGAUACAAAAACACACAAUAAAAACAACACGUGAAGAUGGGACGUUAAAGUGACCGUGUGACAGGAAGGGAAAGAAAAAGAUGAGAAAAUGAGAGCUGAAGUUUCCUGGAUGGUCAUCACUUCGGCAAACGUACUCAGACUUCAACCACCAACUUGCUAAGCGCACCAUGUAAAAUAUGCCAUGUCAUGCUCUGUGGCUCUCAGCGAGACAAAGACACACACACACACACACACACACACACACACACACACACACACACACCCCCCUCCUCUUUGUCUUUGAGAGUAGCUGCGGCCUGAUUCUGCAGGUCACUGUGGGCAAGCUGAGGAGAAAAACACCUUAAACACACACUGACACCACACACAAACACACACACUGGCCUCUGCUUGUUCUUCGCUGACAGACUGAACUGGGGAGGGCACGGAUGUGUCAUCACCUGACCUCUGACCUUUGUUUCCCAGAGGGCAUUGGGGUCUCUACGUCAGGCCCAGUCGAUACCUCAGUUUCUCAUUCUUAGGGACUGUAUACAUUUGUAAAGGAAUGUACCUAUAAAGAAAAAAAAGUGUUA